AUGGCCAUGGCCGCCACCACCACUACCAUGGCCUUCGAAACACGACACAUCAACUUCCUCGUCUCCUCCAAUCUCAGCCGGCUCACCAAACCUUCUCGACUCUUCCACCGCCAACCGAAACGUUUCGUUUUGACGCCGAGACUUGCGGUCAAAGCUUGCGCGAUUAACGUCGAAGAGAAGAGCAUUGCUGGAAAAUCCGAAGCGUGGGGGAAGGUUUCUGCUGUGUUGUUUGAUAUGGACGGUGUGCUUUGCAACAGUGAAGAACCUUCUAGAAGAGCCGCUGUUGAUGUGUUCGCUGAGAUCGGCGUUCAAGUCACCGUCGACGAUUUUGUGCCGUUCACCGGAACUGGAGAAGCAAACUUUUUGGGAGGAGUUGCCUCUGUUAAGGGAGUUAAAGGAUUCAAUACUGAAGAUCUAAAGAAGAGGUUCUUUAAAAUAUAUCUGGACAAGUAUGCGAAACCGGAUUCGGGAAUAGGAUUUCCAGGUGCCCUUGAACUAGUUUCUCAGUGUAAAAGCAAAGGGCUUAAAGUGGCUGUUGCAUCUAGUGCCGAUCGAAUAAAGGUUGAUGCAAAUCUAGCUGCCGCUGGUUUGCCAUUGUCAAUGUUCGAUGCAAUCGUUUCUGCAGAUGCUUUUGAGAAUUUGAAACCGGCUCCUGACAUUUUCUUAGCUGCGUCAAGGAUAUUGAAUGUUGCCCCCAGUGAGUGUAUUGUUAUAGAAGACGCGCUAGCGGGAGUGCAAGCUGCCAAAGCUGCACAAAUGAGAUGCAUAGCUGUAAGGACCACAUUGUCAGAUGAAGCUUUGGAGCCUGCUGGCCCAACUUUUAUCCGAGAUGACAUAGGAAGUAUUUCACUAGAUGAUGUUCUCAAUGGCGACUCUAUUGGAUAUAAUAAGAGGAUGCAAGGUUCUGAAACUCCAAAUAGUUUUGCUCAGUCUUCGUCUGAUGUGCUUGCGGGAAUAAUAGAUGACAGAAAUGGAAGAACUGCCAGCAGUACUGAUGAGGAAACUCGCUCAACUGGAGGGUUGCAGGGUUCGCGGCGAGAUAUACUGAGAUUUGGAAGUCUUGGGAUUGCUAUCUCUUGCUUUGUCUUCGCCUUAAAUAACUGGAAGGCAAUGCAAUAUUCUUCCCCCCAAGCUGUUUGGAAUCUGUUAUUUGGUGUUACCCAGCCACCCAUGGAGUAUAAAGCAGGCAACUCAAAAUUUGAUAGGAUCCCGCAAUUUGUGAAAUACAUAGCUGAUCUGGAGAACAGGGAAAAUGCUCAGCUUGUUCCAGAAUUUCCGUCUAAACUUGAUUGGCUAAAUACAGCUCCACUUCAGUUUCGCAGGGAUCUGAAAGGAAAAGUUGUUCUGCUCGAUUUCUGGACUUAUUGUUGUAUAAACUGUAUGCAUGUGUUGCCAGACCUAGAUGCUUUGGAGAAAAAAUACAAAGAUAUGCCGUUUGUUGUUGUGGGUGUUCAUUCUGCAAAGUUUGAUAAUGAGAAAGAUUCUGAAGCCAUCCGCAAUGCGGUUCUACGCUAUGACAUCACUCACCCGGUUGUCAAUGAUGGAGACAUGUACUUUUGGCGGAAGUUAGGCAUAAGUUCAUGGCCAACAUUUGCUAUCAUUGGCCCCAACGGUAAGCUCCUUGCUCAACUUGCUGGAGAAGGUCACAGGAAGGAUCUUGAUGAUUUUGUGGCGGCGGCACUUCUAUUUUAUGGAAAACAGAACAUGUUGGACAAUACACCGAUUACAUUAAAUUUAGAGAAAGAUAAUGAUCCUCGUCUAUUGACAUCACCAUUGAAGUUUCCCGGAAAGCUAGCUAUUGAUGUCCUCAACAACAGGCUUUUUAUUUCUGACAGCAAUCACAACCGCAUAGUGGUAACCAACCUUGAUGGGAAUUUUAUUGUACAAAUUGGGAGCAGUGGGGAGGAAGGUUUGAAGGAUGGUUCCUUUGAUGAAGCCACCUUUAAUCGCCCUCAGGGUCUUGCUUAUAAUGCAAAGAAAAAUAUCCUUUAUGUUGCGGACACCGAAAACCAUGCUUUGAGGGAAAUUGAUUUUGCUAAUGAGAAAGUGCGUACUCUUGCUGGAAAUGGGACCAAGGGUUCUGACUAUGUUGGAGGAGGAAAAGGAGACACACAGCUCCUUAAUUCACCUUGGGAUGUCUGUUAUCAUCCAUUUGAAGAAAAGAUUUAUAUUGCCAUGGCUGGUCAACAUCAGAUAUGGGAGCACAAUAUACUGAGUGGAGUUACGAGAGCAUUUAGUGGUGAUGGCUAUGAAAGAAAUUUAAAUGGAUCAAGUUCUACAAGCACAUCCUUUGCACAACCGUCUGGUAUUUCACUGUCUCAAGGUCUAAUGGAGAUAUACGUAGCUGAUAGUGAGAGUAGUUCAAUUCGAGUUGUUGAUCUGAAAACUGGAGGAUCUCGUUUGCUAGCUGGUGGUGAUCCUAUGUUUUCGGACAAUUUGUUUAAGUUUGGUGAUCAAGAUGGAAUAGGCUCUGAAGUACUUCUUCAACAUCCGCUGGGGGUUGUGAGUGGAAAGGAUGGUGUAAUCUAUCUCACGGAUAGCUACAAUCACAAGAUCAAAAAGUUAGAUCCGACCAGUAAAAGAGUUAGCACUGUUGCAGGAACAGGGAAAGCUGGUUUCAAGGAUGGAAUUGCCGUAACAGCUCAGCUCUCUGAACCAUCAGGAAUUGUUGAAGGGAGCAACGGGAGACUAUUCAUAGCCGAUACAAACAACAGCCUAAUCCGAUAUCUAGAUUUGAACGCUAAUGAAUUUCAACUUUGUACCUUGGAGCUUAAAGGAGUUCAGCCUCCGAAACCAAAAUCAAAAUCUUUUAAACGCCUCAGGAGACGACCAACUGCUGACACGGUGCCAAUUACCAUUGAUGCCAUUUCAUCAGAGGAAGGAAACUUGUCGAUUGAAAUAUCAUUGCCAAAUGAGUAUCAUUUCUCAAAGGAAGCUCGCAGUAGAUUCAGUGUCGAUAUUGAACCUGAAGAUGCUGUGAAUAUCGAUCCUCUGGAUGGACUCCUUAGUCCGGAAGGAUCUGCAGUGCUUCACUUUAAGAGAUCCUCUAACUCUGCUUCAAUGGGAAGAAUUAGUUGCAAGAUUUACUAUUGCAAGGAAGACGAGGUUUGUUUAUACAAAUCUUUGCUGUUUGAGGUCCCUUUCCGAGAGGGCGUUUUUGACACUGCCAAGACAGAUGUCACUCUUGCCCAUUUUGUGAAGCCCAAAGGUUCGACUAACAGCUUACUGCAGUCUAUUGCACCGUAG
This is a messenger RNA of Lathyrus sativus (Indian pea), 3246 nucleotides long. Lineage: Eukaryota; Viridiplantae; Streptophyta; Magnoliopsida; Fabales; Fabaceae. The record is from the annotation of a GenBank genome assembly.